CUCUUUCAUUUGAAUCUCUUUGGUUCAUAGUCUCUCUGUCUGAGCUGAGGCAGUCUGGCAUGCAGACGCUGGAGCACGUGUCUGUUACUGUGACGAUCGUCCAUCCGCGGCGCGCGAGCGUGGAGAUCCGGCUCGUCUGUCCCAGUGGAAUGAGCUCUCUGAUCGGGGCCCGGAGACCGCUGGAUGUAGAUACGACUGGAUUCACGGACUGGACGUUUUCCACUGUGCGAUGCUGGGGAGAAAGAGCCGAGGGACAAUACAGUCUACAAAUCACCGACCACAAAGAGCCGACUCUGUCAUCAGGCGUCCUGAAGCACUGGAAACUCACUCUAUACGGCUCCUCUCUGUCUCAUCAGCAGGUGAAAGAGAGACGGAGGGUUGUUGAAGACGCCAUGGGUGGACAGUAUCUGGACAGAAGUUUUGCUCUUCCCUGUCCUCCUGGUAUCGACGUUCCUCCUGAAAUCGUGAGCCCGUUCACCUCGAGCAGCCUGAAGUCUCUCCUGCUGCUGGGCUGUUUCGCUCUCUUCUGGUCGCUCUAUUACACUCUGGAGGUGACCCUCACUCAUUGGGACUGGCGUGGAUGCAGCACGGCGGGACGGGACAGAGGCUUUCAGGCCGGAUCCACGGGCCUAGAGGACAGUCAAGUGGUGGAAAUCCAGCCCGAGAUGGACAAUGAGUCCAAAGUCCCGCUCAUUGCUGCUGAUGAGAACACGUAGCACGUGUCUCCAUUUCUUUCGUUUGAAAUUUCAGGUUGCACUUCGCUUUUGUUUGCGCAUGUGAGCCAAAUGCUCUAUUUUGAGUUGCCUUCUUUUGUGUUCAUGACAAUGUUGUCUUAUAAGAGUGCCUGAUGUUGAGUGCAGUGUUUGAAACAUUCAGUGCAUGAUUGAGAGAAUGUGUGUGAGGUUUGCUGAGUGCUGCGUGGAUGAUAUUUUGUGGAGUUUAAUAUAAUGACUUUUUUCUUGAUCGUGACGCAUCGAAUGUGUCACUCUUAGGUCUAUAAAUACCUCCGACACUUGAAAGACUGAAAGAGAUUGUUUAAACUGGAGGUCUGCUUAACUGCAGAUAUUUUACUGAUUGUAGUCUGUUUUUUUGUUUGUUUUUUUUACCGAAGUGUGGUAUUCUUGUGAACAAGAACUCAGAUGAGGUUUGAAUAAAAACAAAAAGGGAAAGUGUUUUAGUAUGUCUGCAUGGGUUACAGUGUUAUGUGCUUUUAGACGAGCUCUUAAAAUCAACACAAAAUGUUAAACGCAAACCAAUUAAUUUCUGUAAUGAGAGGAGUGGAGCUUGAUUUCGUCUAUGAGGAAUUGAUUGGUUGGUGAGAAGUCUUUCUAUAUGACCGGUAGAGAAAACAAUAAGAUCGAUCAGUGACCUUAGCCUAAUUUUUUCCCUUUUGGAUUAACAUGCACCACAAUAAGACCAGUAAUGUGUAUUACAGAAGUAAAUGGGUUCAUUUCGAUGUGAUGUUGACUUGCAGAUAUUACAAAGUGAAUGUUAUAAAACAGAGAGUUCCGGUGCUUGAUUCUGAUUGGCUGAGCCGAAGCU
Molecule: messenger RNA, 1542 nt
Organism: Sinocyclocheilus anshuiensis
Lineage: Eukaryota; Metazoa; Chordata; Actinopteri; Cypriniformes; Cyprinidae
Product: proprotein convertase subtilisin/kexin type 7-like
Exons: 5
Coding region: 60-716 (218 amino acids)
Biological process (GO): protein processing
Cellular component (GO): Golgi membrane; trans-Golgi network
Molecular function (GO): serine-type endopeptidase activity
Source: RefSeq, a predicted model, not a curated record